Acytostelium subglobosum LB1 is the source of this 561-nucleotide messenger RNA. RefSeq lists its product as hypothetical. Gene Ontology annotation, biological process: positive regulation of endopeptidase activity; regulation of G1/S transition of mitotic cell cycle; regulation of proteasomal protein catabolic process. NCBI's taxonomy places the organism in Eukaryota, Evosea, Eumycetozoa, Acytosteliales, Acytosteliaceae. The transcript has 3 exons. Gene Ontology annotation, molecular function: endopeptidase activator activity. The record is from RefSeq and is a predicted model, not a curated record. Gene Ontology annotation, cellular component: nucleoplasm; proteasome activator complex; cytoplasm. The annotation marks the transcript as partial.
AUAGACAUGUCAUCAAAGAAGAAUGAUUUGAAGAUUGACGAGAGAGUGUUGCAAUAUAAAGCACAGCUAUAUGAGCAGGCUUUGGAGCAUCUCAAGGUUACCAUCCCUCAGAGGAUCAUAGAUUACCAGAAGCUUGCACACAUCUUGCAAUCUCACAACACAUUGAAGAAGCACUAUGUCGAUCUGAUUGAAACAUUCUCUGUCAUUCGUUGCUGGAUCUCGUUGAAUGUUCCAAGAAUCGAGGAUGGAAACAACUUUGGCGUCGAUAUCCAAGAGGAGAUGAUUGGCACUCUCACCAAGUUGGAGGACAUCUACACCACUCUGCUGGAGCAGUCAGAAAACUACUUUAUCCAUCGCGCCAACACCAUCAAGAAGGCGCUCAAGCAUCGCGAUAUCGAUGACUUUAAGCAAGCGAUUAUACAACAAGAUGAGAAGGAGCUGAUCAGGUUCCGCUUCUCCUACCACGACCUCGCCAACAACUACGCCACAACAUACUCGACGAUCAUCAAGAACUUCCAGAAGUUGGAGGCUCCAAGACCAACAUCAUCAGCAAUAAAUAUG